GAGGGAGGGGAGGAGGGAAGGUGUCUACUCUGGUGAGUAGACGGCAGUGGGACACUCCGAUCGGUCGAGCCUGGCUGCCUGGUGGCGAAAACGCUGCGCCAGCAUAGAGCCGGCGGCAGGGAGCGGAGCCAGUCGCCGCGGCCCUCGAGCGGCACAGUCGGGCCGCUGAGCCCCCGAGAUCCGCAGGGUGCGAAGCCCCGGCCUAGGCCCCGCGGAGAUGUCCAGCUGUGGCGCUUGUACCUGCGGCGCUGCGGCCGCCCGGCUGCUCACCACCUCGCUCACCUCCGCGCAGAGAGGUAUUUCUUGUGGGCGCAUUCAUGUGCCCAUUUUAGGAAGACUGGGGACCGUGGACACUCAGAUUCUGCGCAGGGCUCCUCUCAGAACCUUUUCAGAAACACCAGCGUACUUUGCCUCAAAAGAUGGGGCAAACAAAGACGGCUCCGGAGAUGGAAAUAAGAAAUCAGUGAGUGAAGGAAGCAGUAAGAAAUCAGGCUCUGGGAAUUCUGGGAAAGGAGGAAACCAGCUUCGCUGUCCGAAGUGUGGCGACUUGUGCACACAUGUAGAGACCUUUGUGUCUUCCACCCGUUUUGUCAAGUGUGAAAAAUGUCAUCACUUUUUUGUUGUGCUAUCAGAAGCGGACUCAAAGAAAAGCAUAGUUAAAGAACCAGAGUCAGCAGCCGAGGCUGUGAAGUUGGCAUUCCAGCAGAAGCCACCUCCGCCCCCCAAAAAGAUUUAUAACUACCUCGACAAGUAUGUUGUUGGCCAGUCGUUUGCUAAGAAGGUACUUUCAGUUGCCGUGUAUAAUCAUUAUAAGAGAAUAUAUAAUAAUAUUCCAGCUAAUCUGAGACAGCAAGCAGAGGUGGAGAAGCAGACAUCGUUAACACCCAGAGAGUUAGAAAUCAGAAGACGGGAGGAUGAGUACAGAUUUACAAAGUUGCUUCAGAUUGCUGGAAUAAGCCCGCAUGGCAACGCCCUGGGAGCAUCGAUGCAGCAGCAGGUUAAUCAGCAAAUGCCUCAGGAAAAACGGGGAGGCGAAGUGCUGGAUUCUUCUCAUGAUGACAUAAAACUUGAAAAAAGUAAUAUUUUGCUGCUUGGACCAACUGGGUCAGGUAAAACUCUGCUGGCACAAACUUUAGCUAAAUGCCUUGAUGUUCCUUUUGCUAUCUGUGACUGCACGACUUUGACUCAGGCUGGAUAUGUGGGUGAAGACAUUGAAUCUGUGAUCGCCAAACUGCUCCAGGAUGCCAAUUACAAUGUAGAGAAAGCACAACAAGGAAUUGUCUUUCUGGAUGAAGUAGAUAAGAUUGGCAGUGUGCCAGGCAUUCAUCAGUUACGGGAUGUAGGUGGAGAAGGCGUUCAGCAAGGUUUAUUAAAACUUCUAGAAGGCACAAUAGUCAAUGUUCCAGAAAAGAAUUCUCGAAAACUACGUGGAGAGACAGUUCAAGUUGAUACAACAAAUAUCCUGUUUGUAGCAUCUGGUGCUUUUAAUGGCUUAGACAGAAUCAUCAGCAGAAGGAAAAAUGAAAAAUACCUUGGAUUUGGAACACCGUCCAAUCUGGGGAAGGGCAGGCGGGCUGCAGCUGCUGCAGACCUUGCUAACCGAAGUGGAGAGUCCAAUACUCAUCAAGAUAUUGAAGAAAAAGAUCGAUUACUCCGUCAUGUGGAAGCCAGAGAUCUCAUUGAAUUUGGCAUGAUACCUGAGUUUGUGGGACGGUUACCCGUGGUGGUUCCUCUGCAUAGUCUAGAUGAGAAGACACUUGUACAAAUACUAACCGAGCCACGUAAUGCAGUUAUUCCUCAAUAUCAGGCCUUAUUCAGCAUGGAUAAGUGUGAACUGAAUGUUACUGAGGAUGCUUUGAAAGCCAUAGCUAGAUUAAACAUAAAACUGGAACAUAAAACAGAUGUGUGAGGCUUUCAUUGAAAUCCCCAUUGCAGACAGCAUGACAUGGCCUCAAAAAAAAAAAAAAAAAGAAAAGAAAGAAAAGAAAGUCAAAAUUGUAAACAAAAAGAACUCUGUAAGCCUUAAAGUUUAAGGUGUUUGCAACCAAGGGCACAUACACACACUAUAUUGAAGAAAUACAGAAAAUAUGAAUCAGCUGGGUAUGGUAGCACAUACCUCUUCCAGCACUUGGGAGGCAGAGGUAGGCAGAGCUCUGAAUUUGAGGCCAGCAUGGUUUACAUAAUGAGUUGUAAGUCAGCCAAGUCUAUGUAAAGAGAUCCUGUCUCAAAAAAAAAGAAAGAAAGGAAAAGAAAAUCUGAAUCAUUGGAAGGAGAAUUUGAGAAAAUUCUACAGGGCAAUUUGGGGUGGGAUGGGGCAUAUAGAGAGCAAGAUCUCAUGUAGCUCAGGCUGGUCUCAAACGGGCAGCCGUUUAUGGCCUUGAACUCCUGUGUCUGUCUCACAAGCUCUUCGAUUACAGAUGUACUACCAUGUCCAGCGUUACACAUAGCCUUUGACCACUCCUUCUCAGACCUGUUGAAAUCCCCAUUUUAGCCCCUGUGCUUCCAGUGUGCUGUGAGCUUUUUCUUAGAGACCCUAGGGAGGACACAGACUUCCUGACCUCACUUGUUCCUCUCUUGAAAUUUCUCUGCCCUAUUUCCCAGAUCUGGCAUGGAUUACUGUUUCACUGUCUUCUCCCAAAGCAAGUAUAGGAUUAUCUUCCCUGUUAAGAAUUUCACUCUUGUCCCAGCCUCAUCUCAGUAUGACUUCAGUUGUGAACCAUGCAUUUACCACAAGCAGUUUGACACUACCGUGUGGUGAGGCCCUGGUGGUUAAGGUAUUACAGACAUAGACACGCAAAUUGGAAGAACAGGCCAUUGCGUUGACAUGCCUGGAAAAUUGGAUGUGUCAGCAAUUCCCUCCACCCCUCCUAUAGGAAAACUGGUUUUCUAAAGUUUUCUUAAGGUCUACUGCUGCACUUGAGGCAGAUGUUCAUUUGAAUCAGUUUGAAAUUGAAGAAUUUGGUAGAAGUGAUUUUAGGAUUAAUGGACAUAAAAGUAAGGGUUAUUAGUUGAUGGCCUCAGUCAUAUCAUAGAAAAGGCUAGGCAUGCUGGGCAGCAGCAUCUGAGUCUGAAAGUACAGGCUUUGUGUGUGCAUGGUGCCUAGAGAGGCAGGACAGUAGGCAGCUGACUUAUUUGUAAAAUGACCUGAAAGUAAUUAGAAGCUGUUUUAAUAUAACAAAUAGGAAGGCUUUUACAUUGAUUAAAAUUGAAAUGUUUGUAUACAAUUUUCCUCCUAAUUUCUUACCUUUUCUCUCUUUAGGAGAAGCUGUUACUGGAACCAAUGUUCGAAGUUCCUAAUUCUGACAUUGUAUGUGUGGAAGUUGACAAAGAA
Molecule: messenger RNA, 3331 nt
Organism: Peromyscus maniculatus bairdii (prairie deer mouse)
Lineage: Eukaryota; Metazoa; Chordata; Mammalia; Rodentia; Cricetidae
Gene: Clpx
Product: caseinolytic mitochondrial matrix peptidase chaperone subunit X
Cellular component (GO): mitochondrial matrix
Molecular function (GO): ATP binding; zinc ion binding; ATP hydrolysis activity
Source: RefSeq, a predicted model, not a curated record